Molecule: messenger RNA, 1955 nt
Organism: Chara braunii
Lineage: Eukaryota; Viridiplantae; Streptophyta; Charophyceae; Charales; Characeae
Source: the annotation of a GenBank genome assembly
GUGGGCGGAACGUACUUCGCUGGUAGAAGGGGUGCGUGGAGGGUGGGGGGUGGUGGGCGUGCUCUUCCCUGGCCUUCAUGCACGUGGAGGGAGAGGGUGGCAUUGGCAAACUGAUAUCGGAUAUCCUUCCAGCAUUCCAGCAUCUCCGCUGUUAUCCUUUCACGGUUCUAGCGGAGACUGCAUCACCAGACCGGCAUCGCGCCAUCGCCAUCCUAAGGGUAGGGUAAUCAUGCAGAUCUUUGUGAAGACCCUGACAGGGAAGACCAUAACUUUGGAAGUCGAGAGUAGCGAUACCAUCGACAAUGUGAAGGCGAAGAUUCAGGACAAGGAAGGUAUUCCUCCAGAUCAGCAGAGACUCAUCUUCGCGGGAAAGCAGCUGGAAGAUGGCCGGACCCUCGCAGAUUACAAUAUCCAGAAGGAGUCUACCCUACAUCUCGUGCUGAGACUUCGUGGAGGCAUCAUCGAACCUUCGCUGAUGGCUCUGGCGAGGAAGUACAACCAGGAGAAGAUGAUCUGCCGCAAGUGCUAUGCUAGGCUGCAUCCGCGAGCAGUGAACUGUCGGAAGAAGAAAUGUGGCCAUAGCAAUCAGCUGAGGCCCAAGAAGAAGAUCAAGUGAGCUGUUGCUAUCUGUGGGCACAUGAUAGUCUUUGCCUUCGCGUUUCCAUGUCGUGCCAGCUUUCUUUGUCGCUUUCUCUGUUAGCAAAAAUCAGCGAAGGUGCCGUCAAAGACUGUGGACGUCAAGAUUUCAAAGCGACGAGGUUUUUGCGAAGAGUGCGAUGAAGGCUCACUUCGUUCUUUCUUUGUUUGGCAUUUUUUUUUUUUUUUCCGUCGCACGUCCAAUGUGUAGUCUUCUUUCUGGCAUUCUUUUUCUGCUUCUCACAAUGCAAUGUGGAGUCCCUCACCCGGCGGAGAGGUAGGCGUCCUCCUGCAUUUCAGGGCGCCUCUCCGGGGCCUCUGCGGUAUGAAAGGUCCUAGGCUUGUUUUCUCUCAUGAUUGGAAUGAAUGACAGAAUGCAAGGCGUCCUGGAUUUCAAGGCCUAUCCGGGGUCUCUGCGUUAUGAAAUGAUAGGCUUGUUUCCGUCAUGAUUGGAAUGAAUGACAGAAGCAGGUUGAUUGAUGAAUCAAGACAUAUCUCUCACCCAUUUUGUGAGGUUCACGUGGCAGAUGAGCGGGAGAUACGCGGGAGAUACGCGGGAGAUACGCGGGAAGUAACCCUGAUAUAGAUAUAGCCGCACGUGAGCUUGCUGGUAUGUCUCUGAUUGGAUGUAAUAGCAGAUGAGCGGAAGAUGAGCGGGAAAAUGGGCGGAAAAUGAGCGGGAAAUGGGCGGAAAAUGAGCGGGAAACCGCGGGACGUGAGCGGGAGAUGAGCGGGAGAUGAGCGGGAGGUAUCUGGAAUUUCGACAUAGCCGCACUACAGCUUUCUGGUGAGUGUCUCUGUUUCUGAAAAGUGGAAGAUGAGCUAUGGCUGUAGCUAUGGCCACAACGACAUCCUCCGCUCGAUGCGUCUCUGGCUAUGGCGCGUCUGUAGCUAUGGCUUCUCGUCCCUUCAGCUUUGAGUAAUAUGGGGGUAGUGGCAAUUUGUCUCUUCCCAGAUGUUCGGUGGAGAUGUCACUUCAAAUUUCAAAUUUCCUCUGAGAUGAGUUUUUCCAGGAAAUCGGAAUUAGUGUUUUUAUUGCUUCGUCUGUCAGAACUCUUUAUGUUUGUAUCGUAGUUGGGUAUGCUUUCAAAUUGUUGCUCUAUUUUGUUUUGGGGGGAUUUGAAUCCCUUGGUUUUCGAUAAUGCGCGCGCAUUUUCUGCUUUCCGUCUUUGCAGUGUCGCUGGUUUAUGCGCUCUGCUGCCAUGCGCGUCGUUUAUUGUGUGCUCGCUCGGCGGCUUCUUCUGUCUCUUUUUUCACUUUGUUUUUAAUUAUUCGCUGGUGGGUUAUGGGUUAGGGUUUGGUCGCUCAGUAACGAAAGA